CGAUUAAAAAUCCUUUCCACUGCGUAGUUGAAGAAGAUCAUUAACAGUCGGUGAUGCUUCUUUAUCGUCGAUUCUAUCACGGUUCAACAACGAGCUACGGCUGACACUGAAUGUCGUCGUAACGUUAGGAAAGAAGAAAAAAAAUAAUCAUCCUAUUCAUUUACAAAGGGCAACGUAACGAAUGUAAUCGACUAACAAACAUGACUGGGAUCAGCUUUGAAAAAGUAAUUAAGGGAAGAAUUCCUCUCUUAAAAUGGUUACCUCUCUACAGAGGCAAAGAUGCGCUCGGUGACCUCGUUGCUGGUCUCACAGUCGGACUGACCUUGAUACCUCAGGCGAUAGCCUAUGCAGGAUUGGCUGGCUUAAGUCCGCAGUAUGGCCUUUACAGUGCGUUAAUAGGAAGCUUCGUUUAUAUCGUUUUUGGUACUUGUAAAGAGGUCAAUAUCGGUCCCACCGCUCUAAUAUCCUUGCUGACGUUCACUUAUGCGAGGGGAAUUCCAGAGUAUGCAAUUCUUCUCUGUUUUCUAUCAGGUUGUGUAACCAUUAUCUUUGGUAUUCUGCGGUUAGGAUUCUUAGUAGAAUUCGUGUCGAUACCUGUUGUUGCUGGGUUUACAUCUGCAACGAGUCUGAUAAUCGCUUGCAGUCAAAUCAAAGGUCUGUUGGGCUUGAAAAUACACGCCGAAAGUUUCUUGGAUAUAUGGAAGGAAUUGUAUAAUAAUAUCGGCCAAACGAGACUGCCAGAUCUUAUUCUGUCUUGCUGCUGCAUUUUCGUUCUGCUACUUUUAAAAAUUCUUAAGGAUAUCAAGUUUCGAAAUCAAUUCCUGAAAACGUUCUUUUGGUUCCUAGGAACAGGCAGAAAUGCUCUUGUUGUUCUCCUUUGUGCAGUAGCUUCAUAUAUUUUUGAAAUUCGGGACGGAGCUCCUUUCCUUCUUACAGGACAUAUCAAUGCUGGCUUACCACGAGUGGAAUCCCCAUCCUUCACGAUAACCGUUAGAAAUGAAACUCAGACUUUCCUCAAUAUUUGUAAACAUUUUGGCUCUGGUAUUAUUGUUGUGCCAUUGAUCUCUAUUAUCGGGAACGUUGCCAUUGCCAAGGCCUUCUCACGCGGACAAACUCUGGAUGCCACGCAAGAGAUGUUAACUUUAGGAUUGUGUAAUGUAAUCGGUUCAUUUUUCCAAUCCAUGCCAAUUACUGGUUCUUUCUCAAGAAGUGCUGUAAACAAUGCCUCAGGUGUAAGAACUCCAUUAGGUGGACUUUAUACAGGUAUUCUGGUCAUACUUGCCCUAAGUUUAUUGACACCGUAUUUUUAUUACAUACCUAAAGCUACUUUAAGUUCGGUUAUAAUAAGUGCGGUCAUAUUUAUGAUAGAAAUAAAUAUAAUACGGCCGAUGUGGAGAAGCAGUAAAAGAGAUCUUAUUCCGGCUUUCAUCACAUUUUUCGCAUGCUUGUUCGCUGGUGUUGAACUAGGAAUUUUGAUAGGCAUCGCGAUCGAUCUACUUAUAUUAAUUUAUUUCAAUGCACGACCAACCAUGUACAUUGAAUAUAGAAAUAAUCCCAUAGCGAAUUACGUUCUCGUUCGUCCUAGUGCUGGACUUCUAUUUCCCGCUGUUGAUUACCUGAGGAUAUACUUGACUGAAACGUUGAAUGAUGAUAAAUAUAAAAAAUCAUUAAAACAUUCAAAAAACUUAAAAUAUAUUGUACUGGAUUGUGGAUAUAUCGAUAAAAUCGAUUUUACUGCAGCACAGGGCAUUAGUACUCUGAUCAAAGAUUUCAAAGAUAAUGAUCGCUUCUUAAUAUUGUUACGACCAACUGUAGAAAUUUUACAAAGUAUACAAUCUCUUAUCAAUGAAUCGAUCGUUACUGCUAAAACAGACGUGGAGUUGUUAACCAUUUUAAAAGAAUUCAAUGAAAUGAAAUGCAUAGAUUCAGAAAGCUAUGCCAUACCUGAUGAUUUUAAAAGAAAGACUGUCGUCGAUAUGAGGGACGAAUUUGCAAGUACAAAUUUGUGAUUUAUUUUUUAUCAAUCCAUCGAUAAUAAUAAAUACGACACCGCUAAGUAUUAUUCCUCGCAUAAUCUCCAACAGGCUUGUUUUAUAAACAUAAUAAUGAAUACUAUUAAAGAAUACAGGUGUAAUACAAUAUCUUACAAUCAAUAAUUUUAUUUUUUCAUUACAAAAUGUGUACGGUGUAUAAACUAUAUAAUAAUUAAUAACAAUGUUUCAUAUAAACCAAAAGAAAAACUUAAUGAUUAGAAAUACUCAUUUGUAUAUUACUUUAUAACAAAGUUUUUAUACGUUAAAUAUAAUAGAACUUUUUUGUUA
Messenger RNA from Vespula pensylvanica (western yellowjacket), 2321 nucleotides. RefSeq names its product sodium-independent sulfate anion transporter-like. Gene Ontology annotation, molecular function: sulfate transmembrane transporter activity. Gene Ontology annotation, biological process: transmembrane transport. Bases 201 to 2009 code for a protein of 602 amino acids. NCBI's taxonomy places the organism in Eukaryota, Metazoa, Arthropoda, Insecta, Hymenoptera, Vespidae. Gene Ontology annotation, cellular component: membrane. The transcript has 9 exons. The record is from RefSeq and is a predicted model, not a curated record.